This is a messenger RNA of Lachancea meyersii CBS 8951, 2439 nucleotides long. The record is from the annotation of a GenBank genome assembly. Lineage: Eukaryota; Fungi; Ascomycota; Saccharomycetes; Saccharomycetales; Saccharomycetaceae.
AUGUCCGAAUCCGAAGCUUCAAAUGUGGGGAUCUCAGAGGUGGUCGGAAACUCUCAUAACCACGACGAACGGACCACUGUGAAACCUAAACCAAAACAGAUUCAAUUGACGUUUAACGACUUUAACAACAUUAGGACAGCAGCGAACCCACCAGAAAGUCAGCCUGGAAAUGCGGGCGAAGUUUUGGAGCCUGGUCGGCGCAGAUCUCGCCGAGUGGUUCCCAAACGGCCAGUAGAAGUAGACGAAGAAGAGCCUAUUAGAAGCACGCCGAAGAAGAAGAAAAAGCCAGUUGGUAAAUCCAAGGAUCACAACAUCAACCGGGAGGCAGUUCGUGAGCGUGCCAGAAAACUGCAGUUAAUCGGCAAUCCAGAGCCUGCGUUGACAGAAGAAAAUUGGUCACCAAACGUUCCGCUCCAGUCCACAGAUUUCAAAAACCAUUUCAGCAUCGUCUCAAGAUUUAGAUCUCCAAACUUGAAAAAUGUGGUAUAUGCCAAAGAUAUCCUGCCCAUCAUGACAUUCGUCAAUAAGUUCAGCUCAUUUUUGCCGCGAGAACUAUGGUCUUUAUCGUUCCAGGAUUUCGAAGUGGGUCUUGAUCUCUACCCAGACAACGAAAAAGAUGCCCCACGCAAGCUUUACCAGGACUACAUGCCAAUCAAAACGGUAGUAAGAUGCCAGGACAAGAUGAAUCUACUUUUUCUAGCGCUUUUGAAGCUGGCACUAAACAACAACAAGGCUACCACCAUGGACGAGAUUAAAGAACCCAAAGCAUACUCAAAGUUUGUAAGCCAAUUGCGCACCAAUGCAUGGUCUUGGGGCUACCCGAAGCAAUGGAAAAUAGAAGUUGGAACCUCAGAUGCCAAGGUCUUUCCCGAAGAUGACACAGAGCCUGUAGAUCCCAAAGAGCCUGAAAUCCUGAUUCCUAAUAUAGUGGCGUGGCCCAAGCAAUAUGCCAUCGAAAAUGAUCCUUUACUCAACCCGGACUUGGAAAAACGUGGUAUCUUACCUUUGAUGCCGAAAGACAGAAUAAUCCUGUUAAAAGCGCUAGUCCAGUGGGUUCUUGCUCAAUCCGACAAAGUACACCAAGAAAUAUAUCGCUUGACCCAUCUUAAAAGAGAUGAGCCAUAUGGUGUUCCAACCUAUCAUGUAUCGAGGCUCUUCGCAGAUGGCGAAACUGCCACGAAGGCUCGAUUCAAACGACUCUGUGAAUUAGUGCAAGCAAGACUGGAAAUUAAAAGCGGUAGAAAGCAUGUUAAGAAGCAACUAGAGAACGGCAAGCGUAACGAUCUUUUCGAAAAGCUUAAGAUCAUUUCAAAUAUUCAACGCGAUAGAGAUACAGUUUCAGUUGAUGAAAAUGAAGGAGAACCCAAGCCUGCGGCAGAUUCUUUUGACGAAGAGUUCGAGGACUGGUGCGAGGUGAUUGAAGGUGAAAUGCCGGAUCACCCAAUGUCUUCUCCCUUCCAGGAUGAGAUCUUUAAAAUGAGGGCUCUGGAAUUUUUCAUUGGGAGAGUGCCUCAUGUUGGCGACUUUUACAUUCCAAGGCUACACACCUACCAGAGGGCAAGCAAAGUUGCAAUUCCAACAACAUACACAGACCCGAAAACUUUAAAGAAGACACUUGAGGCAUUCUCUAACAACGAGAUGGAUGCAUUGACGUUAUUCAGCGCGAAUGGGAAGCUUAUGAGCUCUCGGUUCAAGGUUUUUUACCACGACUCCCCAAGCAUGAUCAGAGAUGUGGCCAGCCAAGUUGACACAUCGACGAAGACCUAUUGGUAUGAGGUUUGCCAUGACUGUGCCACUCUGCGUGAGUUCAUUACUUUGCUGGAUUACAAGCUAAGUAUCCUGGAGACCGCAGGGAAUGAGCCUGCAAACAAGGGCAUAAUGAACAAGAACCCUCUGCCCAAAGAGUCAAAAUUCAACGCUUCAAGAGAAAAGUUAGGAUUGGUAAAGGACUAUCUGUUAAAAAUGCUCCCCCUUUUGGAAACUUUUGAGGAGCUUGACGCGAAAUAUGACGAUAUGGUGGCUAAUGUGAGGACUUUACGAAGAUCACAGAGAAACCGUCAUCCAUCUUCCCAAGAUGAAGAUGGUUUAAGUGAUAACUCAGGUAGCGAAGCUUCUCUAGAAAAUGGUCAGCAACACACCGAGUAUUCUGGGGACGAGUCCGUCUUUGAAGACUUUAAUGAUUCGCUCGACGAACAGACCAAAGGCGAAUCAGACGUCGACAGCGCUGGCGACGACGAAAACUAUACACUGAACGGCUACAAAUCCACUCGUGACUCUCAAAGAACAAAAACUAGAUCAGGAGGCGUUAAUACCUCUGCUAAAGAGAAGCUUGCCGCUAGAGGCAAAGGUUCUACUAGAGGCAGAGGCAGCGGAAGAGGAAGGGGCCGCGGUGGUGGUAGAGGUCGAGGACGAGGAAGGGGGAGAGGUAGAGGAAGAUGA